AUGUUAGAUUCUAAAAAGCCACGCUAUGAGCGAAUUUUGCUGAAACUUUCGGGUGAAGCGCUUGCGGGUAAUAAAGACAUGGGGAUUGAUGCCCAAGUCUUAGAUCAAAUGUCUUUAUCUAUUGCUCACUUGGUUGGUUUGGGUGUGCAAGUGGGUAUCGUGGUGGGUGGUGGUAACUUAUACCGUGGUAGUCAAUUGCAAAAAGAUGGUUUGGUUGGCCGUGUAACGGGUGACCAAAUGGGUAUGCUUGCUACGGUAAUGAAUGGUUUGGCUUUACGUGAUGCUUUGGUUCGCCGUAACAUCAAAACCCGUUUAAUGUCAGCAUUACCAAUUGGUGCAGUAGUUGAAGCCUAUUCAAGCCGUGAUGCAAUUCGCCACUUAACUCAAGGUGAGGUGUGUGUAUUUGUUGCAGGAACAGGUAAUCCAUUCUUUACAACGGAUACUGCAGCGUGCUUACGUGGUAUUGAAAUUGAAGCAAAUCUUAUUUUAAAAGCCACUAAAGUUGAUGGUGUCUACAAUAAAGACCCAAGUAAAUAUGAUGAUGCUGUUAAAUAUGACCAUUUAAGUUUUGAUGAAGUUUUAGAUGAGAAACUUGGUGUCAUGGAUUUAACUGCAAUUUGCUUAUGCCGCGAUCACAAUGUGCCACUUCAAGUAUUUGAUAUGAACAAGUCUGGUGCUUUGCUUUCUGUGGUAAUGGGCGAAAAAGAGGGCACUCACGAAGAUCAUAUGAUUAACGAUCUUAAAAAAGACGCAGAAGACCGUAUGAAUAAGUCAUUGGAGUCUUUGGAACAUGGUUUUGCAAAGGUUCGUACAGGUCGUGCGCAUCCAUCGAUCCUAAAUGGAGUUAUGGUUCCUUACUAUGGUUCUGACGUGCCGUUAAACCAAGUGGCUAACGUGGGUGUUGAAGAUUCACGUACUUUGUUAGUUCAACCAUUUGAACGUUCAAUGGUUUCUGCAAUUGAUAAAGCAAUCCGUGAAUCAGAUUUGGGCUUAAACCCAGUAACUGCUGAUGCGAUUCGUGUGCCAAUGGCAGCUUUGACAGAAGAAACACGUAAAGAUAUGCAGAAAGUUGCACGUAACGAAGCAGAAAAUGCCAAAGUUGCGAUUCGUAAUAUCCGCCGUGAUGUUUUAGGCGAUAUCAAAUCAUUAUUAAAAGAUAAAGAAAUUUCUGAAGAUGAUGAGCGUCGUGCAGGCGAUGAUAUCCAAAAAAUUACCGAUAAAUUUGUUGCUGAAGUGGACAAACGUCUUGCUGCGAAAGAAGCUGAAUUGAUGAAGGUCUAA
Oppiella nova is the source of this 1281-nucleotide messenger RNA. NCBI's taxonomy places the organism in Eukaryota, Metazoa, Arthropoda, Arachnida, Sarcoptiformes, Oppiidae. The record is from the annotation of a GenBank genome assembly.